AUGAUUGUGGUUACCUUGGCUUUGGGCCUUCUACUGGGCGGUCUGCUCUAUGCGGCUAUGACCUGGAACUUCAACUACUGGCGAAAGCGACGGGUGCCGGGUCCCAAGCCCCAACUCUUCACCGGCAACUAUCCCAACCUGUAUACGAUGAAGAGGAAUAUGAUCUACGACUUGAACGACAUCUACAAAAAGUACAAAAGCAAGUAUGAUGCGGUGGGCAUCUUCAGCGGAUGGGUUCCCCAACUACUGGUGAUCAGUCCGGAGUUGGCACAUCGAGUUUUUGUGACCAACUUUAAGAACUUCCAUGACAACGAGCUAUCCAGAUUGACUGACGAAAAAACCGACUUUAUCCUGUCCAAUAAUCCGUUUUCGCUCACCGGCGAAAAGUGGAAGCAAAGGCGGGCUGAUAUCACACCGGGUUUGACCAACGGUCGGAUAAAGUCCGUCUAUCCAGUGACGAACAAGGUGUGCCAGCAAAUGAGCGAGUGGGUGAAGAAGCAAAUUCGUUUGGGUGCAGCCGAUGGCAUCAAUGCCAAGGAUUUGGGUCUCUGCUUCACUUCCGAAAUGGUCACCGAUUGCGUGUUGGGUCUAAGUGCCGAUAGUUUUACUGACAAACCGACUCCGAUUAUGGCCAACAUCAAGGACCUGUUCAACCCUCACUGGACCUUCAUGAUCCUCUUCGCCCUGGUCAACACCUUUCCCUCUCUGAGUCACCUGAUAAAACUGCGCUUUGUACCGCAUCAUGUGGAACGAUUCUUUAUCGGAUUGAUGGGAACAGCGGUUCAGUCGCGAAAAUCCCAACUGGCAACUGGGCACUUUAAGCGCACCGACUUCCUGGAUUAUCUGAUGCAACUGGGGGAGAAGAGAAACCUGGAUACUCGCCACCUGUUGGCCCACACAAUGACCUUCCUUUUGGAUGGCUUCGAAACUGUAGCGGGCGUUUUGUCGCACAUGCUAUUGCUACUGGGUCGCGAUGAAGAGGUGCAACAGCGGCUGCGGGACGAGAUCCAGGAACAUCUACAAGAUGGUAUCAUACCAUACGACAAACUCAACGAGUUGCCCUAUCUGGAUGCCUGCCUACACGAAUCGAUUCGUUUAUUCCCUCCCGGCUUUAUGACCUCUAAGCUCUGCACCGAAUCCGUGGAGCUGCCCAACAAAGAUGGUCCCGAUUUCAUCGUGGAAAAGGGUACUGUUGUUGUCAUACCCCACUCCUGUCAUAUGAUGGACGAGGAGUACUUUCCCAGUCCGCAGACUUACAAUCCUGAUCGCUUCAUGGAUCCCGAUGCAGUGAAAAAUCUUCGCGAGCGCGGUGUCUACAUGGGAUUUGGAGAUGGUCCGCGUAUUUGCUUAGGUAUGCGCUUUGCCACCUCCCAAGUUAAGGCGGCCAUCGUGGAGCUGAUCAGCAAGUUCAAUGUGAGGGUCAAUCCAAAGACCCGUAAGGAUAACUUGUACGACCCAACCUUGUUCUUGGCCAAUCUAAAUGGAGGCAUUUGGUUGGAUAUGGAGGCCCGACAAUAG
Messenger RNA from Drosophila takahashii, 1518 nucleotides. Its product is annotated as probable cytochrome P450 28a5. NCBI's taxonomy places the organism in Eukaryota, Metazoa, Arthropoda, Insecta, Diptera, Drosophilidae. Gene Ontology annotation, molecular function: monooxygenase activity; iron ion binding; heme binding. The record is from RefSeq and is a predicted model, not a curated record.